Messenger RNA from Myiozetetes cayanensis, 1446 nucleotides. It is a transcript of the gene USH1G, whose product is annotated as USH1 protein network component sans. Bases 37 to 1446 code for a protein of 469 amino acids. The transcript is spliced from 2 exons. NCBI's taxonomy places the organism in Eukaryota, Metazoa, Chordata, Aves, Passeriformes, Tyrannidae. Gene Ontology annotation, molecular function: protein binding. The record is from RefSeq and is a predicted model, not a curated record. Gene Ontology annotation, biological process: sensory perception of light stimulus; sensory perception of sound; equilibrioception.
GGCACCCAUGUGCUCGCCCGGGGACUGCUCCUCACCAUGAAUGACCAGUACCACCGGGCCGCCCGGGACGGCUACCUGGACCUGCUGAAGGAAGCCACCAAGAAGGACCUGAACUCGCCGGACGAGGAUGGCAUGACCCCGACCCUAUGGGCUGCCUACCACGGCAACCUGGACGCCCUGCGCCUCAUUGUCAGCAGAGGGGGCGAUCCAGACAAAUGUGACAUCUGGGGGAACACCCCUCUCCACUUGGCGGCAGCCAACGGCCACCUGAACUGCCUUUCCUUCCUCAUCUCCUUUGGGGCCAACAUCUGGUGCCUGGACAAUGACUACCACACCCCGCUGGACAUGGCAGCCAUGAAGGGACACAUGGAGUGUGUGCGGUACCUGGACUCUAUUGCUGCCAAGCAGAGCAGCCUCAACCCCAAGCUGGUGAGCAAACUGAAGGACAAGGCCUUUCGGGACGCGGAGAGGAGGAUUAAGGACUGUGUGAAGCUGCAGAAGAAGCACCACGAAAGGAUGGAGAAACGGUACAGAAAGGAGAUGUCGGACAAUUCAGACACCAUGAGCUUUUCCAGCUAUUCAAGCAGCACCUUAAGCAAGAAGUUCCAGCACAUGUCUAUGGUGACCUCCCUGCCAUACUCACAAGCCACCAUCCACGGCACAGCCAAGGGAAAGACGAAAAUACAAAAGAAACUGGAGAAGAAGAAGCAGGUGGACGGGACAUUCAAGAUCUACGAGGACGGGAGGAAGAGCGUGAGGUCCCUGUCCGGUCUGCAGCUGGGCAACGACGUCAUGUUUGUGAAGCAGGGCACGUACGCCAGCCCCAAGGAGUGGACUCGCCGCAAUAUCAGGGACAUGUUCCUCACGGAUGAAGACACCGUGUCCCGUGCCAUAAGUGACCCGGGCUUGCACAUGGACUCGGCCCACUCGGAAGUCAGCACCGACUCUGGCCACGAGUCCCUGUUCAACCGCCCCGGGCUGGGCACCAUGGUGUUCCGGCGCAACUACGUCAGCAGCGGGCUUUUUGGGAUCGGCCGGGAGGACGGGGGCGCGCUGGGAGAGGACAACGCGGACGGGAUGGGCGUCAAACUGCGGAGCCGCCUGCAGCGCUCGCCAAGUCUCAACGACAGCAUUGGCAGUGCCAACAGCCUGCAGGAGAGGAACGCGGAGGAGCUGCCCUGGGACGAGGUGGAGCUGGGCUUGGACGACGAUGAUGAACCAGACACCAGCCCCUUGGAGACUUUUCUGGCUUCCCUGCACAUGUUUGAGUUCAUCUCCAUCCUGAAGAAGGAAAAGAUUGACUUGGAGGCCCUCAUGCUGUGUUCAGACCAUGACCUGAAGAGCAUCAAUAUCCCACUGGGCCCCAGGAAAAAGAUUGUGGAUGCCAUCCAGAGGAGACGACAAACUCUGGAGAAGCCAGAUGUCAUUGUAGACACUGAACUGUAA